Messenger RNA from Mya arenaria, 456 nucleotides. Its product is annotated as small proline-rich protein 3-like. The transcript has 2 exons. The coding region runs from base 1 to 456 and encodes 151 amino acids. The record is from RefSeq and is a predicted model, not a curated record. NCBI's taxonomy places the organism in Eukaryota, Metazoa, Mollusca, Bivalvia, Myida, Myidae.
AUGAAUCUUAUUAUAAAGGUUGCAAAACGCUUCUUGGACAGACACUUGUACCUGUACACUACCCCUCGCGUGCCACACCAUCCAGGUAUAUGUACUAGCCACCAGUUUAAAGCAUUUGAUGUGAACAUCAGUCAGCCUACCCAUGUGAACAUCAGUCAGCCUACCCAUGUGAACAUCAGUCAGCCUAUGCAUGUGAACAUCAGUCAGCCUACCCAUGUGAACAUCAGUCAGCCUACCCAUGUGAACAACAGUCAGCCUACCCAUGUGAACAUCAGUCAGCCUACCCAUGUGAACAUCAGUCAGCCUACCCAUGUGAACAUCAGUCAGCCUACCCAUGUGAACAUCAGUCAGCCUACCCAUGUGAACAUCAGUCAGCCUACUCAUGUGAACAUCAGUCAGCCUACUCAUGUGAACAUCAGUCAGCCUACUCAUACAAGUGAAGGGGGUUUUCACUAA